This is a messenger RNA of Paramacrobiotus metropolitanus, 1023 nucleotides long. RefSeq names its product N-arachidonyl glycine receptor-like. Gene Ontology annotation, biological process: G protein-coupled receptor signaling pathway. The transcript has a single exon. Gene Ontology annotation, molecular function: G protein-coupled receptor activity. Gene Ontology annotation, cellular component: membrane. The record is from RefSeq and is a predicted model, not a curated record. The coding region runs from base 1 to 1023 and encodes 340 amino acids. NCBI's taxonomy places the organism in Eukaryota, Metazoa, Tardigrada, Eutardigrada, Parachela, Macrobiotidae.
AUGCUGAAUAAUUCCACUUUCCCUAUCCACGUCAGCGCUGUCCCCUGGGGCGACAGCGAUCUGUCCAAGAUGAUUUGGAACUGGUCGACCAUCGUCAAACUCUGCAUCUUUAUGCUUACCAUUCUUCUCAACGGAAUCGUACUUUUCGCCUACGUGGUCAACCGCGAACUGCGCACCCCGUUCACCGUCUACGUGAUGAACUUGUUGACCAUCAACAUCCUCUUCGCCGGCCUGGACAUGCCCUUCGCCACCAUUUUCACCGCCCUGCCCAGCUGGUUCCCCGGAUGGCGGGUAUGUGCGGUGUACCAGUACAUGCUGUAUCCGUUAGCGGCUUGUCAAUUAUGGUCGCAAACCUUAGUGACCAUUAACCGCAUCUGGGCGGCGUUCCACCCCUUCUCCUACCGUUCCGUCCACAGUUUCCGUAUCGCUCUGACGACGUGCGCGACAGUGUGGCUGAUUACCCAUAUAGUUGGUCUCCCGUAUGUUGUUCUGGAUGUCGUCUGGCAUCGCACACCGGCGCCGUAUCACUGCGCGCUGAACGAGGCCGCCCAGCCGGUGACCGCUCGGGCGUUCGAGCUGGUCAUGAUCGAUUUAACCGUGGUGAUCAUUUGGGCAGCGUAUCCGCUGCUGUUUUGGAAGCUGUGGCAGCGAUUGCGGAAGAAAGCUAAGAUCGCCAUACCCAGUACGCGGAUGGUCAAUGUCACCGUGCGGACGGACGGGAGUGACCCGAAUAAUUUUGGUGAUGGCGUGUACGCGCAGCGCCGCAUGAGUCGGCGGAAAGAGACAUCCAAAUCCAUCUCCAUGUUGUCCAUGUUGACCGUCAGUACGUCGGUGUGUUACACACCGUUUCAUGCGUUUUUCUUUGCACUGGCAUGGACAGCUAUCCAGCCGUCGUUUCUAUGGUUUAAUGUGGCUUCCAUGCUUUACAUAAUUCAGCCGCUGCUCGAUCCGGUAUUUUUCAUCAUUGGAUUGGAUAAUUUGCGGGUUAGUCUGACCCAGAUGUUUGUACGACGACGAAAGUGA